AUGUCAUUCCCUGUGGAUAUAUUGAGCAAUUACAGUCAUGAGGACUUGGAGAACUCGGCAGAGGAUUACCUCUUCAACCUUCGGUGGGGGAAUCCAAACGCUCCUGAAUUCUUUUCUCUGCAGGACCGUCGCAAGGUUCCUAUUACCUUGACAUCUGUGGGCUUUGUUCCUCUCUAUGGUGAAGAGCAGACGCACAAAGUUCUUGCACUGUUUGCACCAUGGGACUCACUCACAGCUGUAGCCCUGUAUCUUGCUGACCAGUGGUGGUCAAUUGAUGACAUUGUGAGAACAUCUGUCCCUGCUAGACAGGGACUCCAUCAGGUCAAAUCUGUUGGAGAGAGGGUUGUUCUCUAUGUUCUGAAUCGAAUUAUCUAUCGAACACAAGAAAUGGACAGAAAUGAGAUCCCCUUUCUCUGUCAUGGCAGCAGCCAUUAUGCUAAGAUCAUGUGGAAGAAAGGAGAGGCUAUUGGGUUUUAUUCUGUUAAACCUAAAGGAAGCGCUUGUAGGUCUUUUCUUCAUCAGAAGUAUAAGAUGCCAGUGCUAGACACAAUGUUUGUUAGAAAGAAACAUCGUGGAAAAGACUCUGGGCUAAUCAUGUUGGAAGACUUUGUGGAUUCCUUUACUGAAGAGCCUCUUGGCCUACGCUAUCCACUGUCAUCCUUCAUCUAUACAGCUUGUAAGCAGUACCUUGAGAAAUACCCCGGGGAUAAAAACCUUUUGUGGCAAGUGGAGGGAGGAGGAGACUGGUUCCAGAGAAAGUCUAUUAUGUCUAUAGUGCAAAAGGAAAAUCUCAAAAUUGCAGAGGCUUCAAAGAAGGAAAAUAAGAAUUUGCAAGCAGAAGAUAAUUUUUGUCAGUGUGCAGUAUCUGAAGCAAGUGGAACAAGGACUGAAGUGGAAACACAGCCAAGUGCUGGCUCUCAAAAAGGUGAAGAAUCAACAGAUGUCCAUGCAAGUACAUCUGAAGACCCUAAUGUAACUCAUGUUUCCAUCUGGACACGAAGCAGUCAUUUAAAACGUCAGAGGAUAAAUAAAAAUAGACAGGAACCUGGACCUGAAGCUUCCCAAAGAGAUGAGGAAAAUGUUCUUCCUGUGUCCAAAAGCAGACCAGAACUUCUUGCCCACACAUCUGAAARCUCUGAAGAUCUGGUAGAAGUGCCUAAAGUGGAUGCUGUUGAGAACGAUGAGGGAAUAAUUGUUGAAAAUGAGGGCCGGUCUGUGUUAGAAGCGGAGAUGCAAGUAUCACCCACUGAGAAACAAAGUGAGACAGAGGAAAUGCCAUCAGAACCUCUUAAUGGUGAGGUAGCAGAUGAAACUGGUAAGAGCUCACUCAUAGCUGAAGGGGAAACAGUAAAUGAAGUUCCAAGUGGUGAAUCAAAACUGCUAUCUGAGAAUCAAGGAAAAGAACCUGAAACACUGUUUGUUCCUUUAAUUCUUGAAGCUCCAGCAAAACCUCCAGAAGACACUGAAUCAGAAAAGGUUUUAAAUGAAAAUGAUUCUGAAGUGUUGACUGAAGAAGUUACAUCAGUAGAGAAGGAGGGCACUGAAGAACAGCAAGAAUCUGAAAAGACCAGCACUGAAAAUGCAGCUGCUCCAGCAUCAAAGGAAGAGCCUUCUGACAAUGGCCUGCCCAACUCUGUAGGAACUGAAACAGCAGAAGAAUCUGCUUCUGAAAACUUACCUUCCUCAUUGGAAGAUCAAAAUGAGGAAGCAGGGCACAAUUCACAGGAGGGCCCUGCUGCCUUGAGUCAGAGCUCUUUGGUAAUGGUUGACCUUGAGGGUGUUUCCUUUCAGCAGCCUUCUGGACAGGAAGCACAGAAGAACCAGCUGGAAGAGCCCUCUGAAGAGCCUACAGAGCAGACGGAUCACUACACGCAGACAGUGGCAGAGCGGGCUGCUGACAGCAGCUCUGAGGAAGCAGAAAUCGAGGUACCCAUUGUAGAUCGGAGAAACUUGCGAAGAAAGGCCAAAGGCUACAAAGGUCCACCCAAGAAAAAAGGAAAGCCAUCUUAAAAAUGAAGUGGCGAUAAUUCAUCUAUUUAUAAGGAGKUUAUUUUGUGUAAAACAUUAGGGUGUAACUGCACCAUAUCCGGCACAGGACAUCUGGUACAUGUUUAAAAUUCUGGGCUGGAUUUCUUCUUGGGUUCAUCACCUUUCCUCAAGUUUUGGUGUGUUGUUUUGUUUUCUUUUUUUAAUUUAAGCUGUAGAAAUUGAACUUCAUAGUAUGAAAGUAAGUAGUCAGUCUCUGCCCUUCAGAGAUAAUACAUGCUGAAUAAACAUAGUUGUGCAAUCAAAAGAAACAGUUUGUCUAUUUGAGGUGGCAGUCAUGGAAGAAAAAUGCAGUGUGAAAUCCUGGUCCCUUAUAUGGCUAUAGACUUCCAUGUCACUGGACAUCAAUCUAGAUAAUAUUUUAAUUUUGAGUAAGUUUGUGUUCUCUACUGUGGAGAAAAGCAGAACAAGAAAACUCCUUCAUUGAUUCUUGUUCCCUUCCCACAGGUUUAAGARAUUAAAAGAAUGUAAGAUUCUUCAUUCUAGGUCUUAAAAUGUACAAGAAGGUGUAGCUCAGUAGAUCAAUGCAACAUGAGCAGCACUUGUCUUUCAUAAGAAUCACGUGAACAGCUGAGUCAAUAGAAUGCAGUGCAGUAUCUGCCAUAGCACUUCCUGAUAAUGGAUUUCUUGUGCAAAGAUUGAGAUGCCUACGCAGUAAAUUAUUUGUAGCUUCCAAAGCAUUUGGUAAGCCUAAGUUUUUCCGGAGUGUAUGAAAUGUAGCCUCCAUAUGGAAUCAUUUGAACUGCCUUCCUGACAACUUACGUGUGUUGAGUGGAUAGUUGAUUACUUGUUACAUUACAGGAAAGGGAUAUGACAAUGCCUGAUCUUGUUUUAGUCUGAAUGGAAGUGGUUCUUUGUGUUUCCCAAAUACUUGGCUGGUGCUGUGGGGUAUGUUGUGUCUUCCAGGUGUGCAACUCCUGUGAGCACUGGCAUUUCAGGUGGUUGUGAUAUUCAUUAAUGUAUUAGUGGGUAUUUCAGCAAAUGCUUGUUUGCCAAACCUCUAUGCCUUUAGGAGUUAGUGGGUGAUACCCUGCAAAUGCUUCUGAUAUCCAUUUUUGCUUUCUAACCUGAGUGUAGUUCCUGGGAUGACAGUUUUCCAGUUCAUUACUUCUUUAAAGCAGCAGCCAAACUUUGCUGUAUGCAGACAGGAAUAAAACCAGAUUUUUCAUGCUUAUUUCCCCUCUGAGGUUCUCUUGGCAAACCAUGUGUUUAACUUGUCACACAUAUCUAAGUUACUCCUURGUUUGCUAUGUGUUUCACAGGACAGCGAUGCUGAGAACAGUAAAUCACACCACUUUUUGUCCUGUAUAUGCCUUUUUCAAGGUUCACAGCGUCUCAAAAACAGAAGUACAAGGUUCACUUGAAUAGUUGCAAUGCUGUCUUAACUUUUAUCCCUUUAGGAAGGUAAGGUAAGAAUCUGGCUUUGGAUUUUUAUGCCUAUAUGGUUUAACUCUAUUUAUAAGGUAUUUUAACUAUAUGAUACAUUGGUACUAUUUUUUUCAGCUGAUGAAGUACCAUGCUCCUUUUUAAUCUGUUAAGAGAAUCUCAUAGAAAAAAGGCAUUUUCUAAGAAAUGUGUGUUACCUAAACUUAAGAUUCAGGGUAUGUGAGAUUACUGAGUUAAAUCUGGGUUUCUUGAACUAUUGCAUGUAGUUAUAUCUUAUCAAUGUAUAUACAGAUACMCUUUUAGAGCCCUAUUACUGAUAAAUAUUCAAAAUCAUUCCUGAUUGUGUGUAAACAUGGUCAAGUGAACCUUAAGCAUUUCUAAAACUGAUAAAGCUUUUUAUAUAAAGCAUAUAAGACAAAGCUUCUGUUAUCUUCUGUAUGGCUUCUCUUUCACUGCUGAGAUUUUUUCUGUUAAAAAGUGGCUGGAAAACACAUCUAUUGCUAAGAAUUGGGGAUUUUUGAGGACUGGUGGCCUAAAAUAGAGUGGUUAUAUAGAGUAUWCUGCAACUUAUCCUCCAUUUUUAGGGCAAGCUUUACUGAAGAUUAAUAUUCUGAAUCCUUCAAUUUGUAUAAAUGUAUCCACUUUGGAAAUGUUAAGGAUUCUUUUGCUUAUGAGCCCCAGUAAUUUCAGUUACUUCCAGGUGGAUUUUGAUUAUAUGUUUGUUACUUACAUUCCCUGUAAAGUUGGAAAACUGUUCAUGAGAAGGUAAUUUCACUUACCUGGCUUUUACUUUUCGUGGAACAAAGUUGGAACAAUUGCAGUUAGUAUCUUUCUUUUAAGACAUUUGCAGAGUAAAUACACAAAUAUCAUGAGAUUAUGGUACUGGAAUAGGCAUGAUUUCUACUGAGAAUUAUCAAAUUUCUGAUCUCAUUUCAGUUAGUUCUAAAUACUGAACUUAAAUUUACAUGUUAAAAGUAUACCCUUGAAUAGAUGUCUCUAUAAAUCUGGGGUAUCUGGGAUAAUAACUGAUGUCAAGACUUUCAUUAACAGAAUGUGAGCAGUUGUGGUGCAAUUAGCAAUUCCAGCAACCAGYAGAGUCUUGAAAAAUUGACACUGUUCUAACAGUGGUCACAGCAGUACUUUGAACCAAAGGACAUGCUUUAUUUCUAUAACUUCUUUGGCACCAAUCUUUCUCCACUAAAUGCAGAGUAACAAAAUCAAAAUAGUGACUUUAAGUAGUAGUUUCUAUUGCUGUACUGAUUGUCCCACUGGAACAGUAGUUCAAUACCUUAUUCAUUCUGUUAAACUUACCUAAGGGAACAUGUUUGACAACUAUAUUGACUGGAGUGUUUUACCUUGGGGACUAUUAACUGUCUUACUAACAUCAAACUCUUAAAUAAUUUUUAAGAUCCUAUUGCACCAGCAAC
This is a messenger RNA of Malurus melanocephalus (red-backed fairy wren), 4859 nucleotides long. RefSeq names its product family with sequence similarity 169 member A (gene FAM169A). The transcript is spliced from 12 exons. The coding region runs from base 1 to 2010 and encodes 669 amino acids. The record is from RefSeq and is a predicted model, not a curated record. NCBI's taxonomy places the organism in Eukaryota, Metazoa, Chordata, Aves, Passeriformes, Maluridae.